AAAGGGGCGCAGGAAGAAGGGCUCCUCGCGGAGGAGGCGGUUUCAAUUCGGGAGCAAUUGGAAAAAUAAGUUGGAGGAGGCGCGCGCGCGACAAGCACCACACUUCAUCGAAGAGACCGCUCCUACGUCGAGUGUGAGCAAGUUGCGAGAGUGCCGGCGAGUGCUCUGACUGAGGAUUAAUAACCCGAUCCAAAAGCAAAAGAGAGAGGAAAGAAAAAGAGAGAGAGAGAGAGGGAGAGACGAACAAGAGAGAACAAUCAAUUGUCGAUUGUUAAUAAUCCUUUAAAAUUAUUUGACGUGUCUCUUUUAACACGAAAGUAAAUCUUGUGUUUUUGUUUCAAAGUGUUUCAGAAAAAAAGUGAUUGUCGAAAUAACUAGUUAUCUUAUGGUGUUUAAAUGAUUAAAAUAUAGUAAAUUUAUGAUAUGAACGGAAAAAGAUCAAAAGAAAAAUGUGUUUGAUAUACAUGCGAACAUUUAUUGAGUCGUACGUUUAAUUGAUGCGAGUGUGUCAAAGAUUGGUAAAAUUAUUUGAUUAGGAAUCAUUAAGAUUAAGGGAUUAUUCUAGUGUGUAUAUAUAUAAAAAAAAUUAAAAAAGGAUAUUUGUAAAGGAUGGAGGAGGAGAAAAGAAGCGAAACGUCACCUAAACCUUCUCAACCCACACCUUUCAGCAUCGCUGAUAUUCUAAGUCGUAGAACGUCAAACGGUGAACACGAAAAACAACGUAUGAUCGUCACCGAAUCCGACGAAAUUAUUCAAUCAGGUGUUUGCGAUUCGAUUAAGAGAACGUUCGAACGUGAUAUUAAUAACGGAGGAGGAGGAGGAGGAGGAGUAGGACAAAUCGAGCGGGAACAACGUUUAAUCGUAACUGGUUUUCCAAGAUUACCCUCGCCCGACACUAACAUGGCACGAGAAUUGGAUAUACUCAGGAGAAAUCUAGCUCAUGCUAAUCUCACGAGUUUCGGUGGUUUGCCGCACUUAGGGCAGGCAUCUUUCAAGCAUCUAGAAACUUUGGGUAACCUACCAGCUUAUCAGACCACCAAAGAAUCCAGGGAAUCAUCACAAAGACAACAGGACGAGGCACUGGAUAUGAGCAAGAACAAAUAUCUUGAUGAUAUAGAAGAGGAUAUAUUCGAGUCGCAAAAUCAUGGACAAAGUUUGCAAAGUAGAAAAAAACGUAGCAGAGCAGCAUUCUCUCAUGCACAGGUUUACGAAUUGGAAAGAAGAUUUGCGGCGCAGAAAUAUUUGUCAGGACCUGAAAGAGCGGAUCUUGCACGUGGAUUAAAAUUAACCGAGACGCAAGUUAAGAUUUGGUUUCAAAACCGACGAUAUAAAACCAAAAGACGUCAACAACAGGAAUUAGGUGCAAUCGUGAAUUCCGGAAACGCGAGACGCGUAGCCGUACGCGUUUUGGUACAUCCGGAUGAACAUUUGAGAGGAUUGCCUCUUCGUGGUUCCGGUCAACUUCCCGGACAAAUGUCAAGCCCGCAAAUUCAUCCGGCGAACAAAGCCCUCGGGGGUUUCCCUUACUAUUGUCUGCCCUAUCACCCUUUGCUUUGUCCGCCAUUACACUCCACCCACAUUCAGGUACAAAACGCUAUCGCACCGGAUCUCGAUCAGGGACAAAUAACAAAAUUGACCAACGACAAGUAAAAUGGAAAUUCUAUCAAAAUCCGAUCAAAUCACGUUUUAUUUCUGCAGAAAGUGAAAUAAACGAAUACCAGGAAAAUAAAAAAUAAAAUCACAAGAAUCAUUGAUCGACAUUUUUAUCUCUGACGAGUUGUUUAGUUUGUCGAAUUUUUAUCGGAGGAAAAAAUAAAGAAAAGAAAUUAAAUUAAAUUCUAAUGAAUAUAAAUGUAAAGAAAAUAAAGAGGGAAAGGGACACUAAAAAAAACCCCCAUAAUUUUAGAUUUAUUAAACGUGUGAACAAUUUGUAAAUGACGACGAGUAUUCUUCGUUGUCAAAGCAUUCUAUAAAUAAUAAUAAAUAUAUUUAUACUAAUAUAUAAGCUGGUAGAGAGAGGUUGGAAAGUUUUGAGCUCUAACACAAUAAAGCUUUUAUUUACUUUUUCCUUUCCUUAAAUAAAAAUGAGCUCACAACUUUUCAAUCCAUCCACCUAUUAGUAUACAUAUAUAAAUUUAUUAUGAAUUAUAUAGAUAAAAAAAGUAGGUGCGAGCGUGUAAAUUAGAUUGUAAAUAAGUGUAUAAAAAAAAACUGGUUUAACGAAAUCAUGGAGUAGAAUGUUCGAUCGACGAAAUAUUUAUUUACUAUCUUUCCAUCUUUCUCGAACUUAAAUCAACCAUCCUCUUUACCUCGAAGAUCGUGUGUUCCUACGUGUAAUUAAAUAUUCUGUAGGAUUAUUAAAUUUCUCGUUGAUUGUACCAAAGAUGGCGUAUGUGCAAUAUCGUUUAAGAAAAGGAACAAAAAGAUACCUGUGCAAAAGUCGAUUAUAUUUUGUUGC
Messenger RNA from Polistes dominula (European paper wasp), 2458 nucleotides. RefSeq lists its product as uncharacterized. Gene Ontology annotation, molecular function: RNA polymerase II cis-regulatory region sequence-specific DNA binding; DNA-binding transcription factor activity, RNA polymerase II-specific. Lineage: Eukaryota; Metazoa; Arthropoda; Insecta; Hymenoptera; Vespidae. The record is from RefSeq and is a predicted model, not a curated record. Gene Ontology annotation, cellular component: nucleus. Gene Ontology annotation, biological process: regulation of transcription by RNA polymerase II; cell differentiation.